GGAUACCUGUGAAAGUACGAUGUCUUCUCCCAGUGCCACCUCCAAUCCUCUAAACGCUUUGGCAUCCAAAAGGAAGACCAAGAAGAAACACUUCGUGCAGCAGAAAGUGGAGGUUUUCCGAGCCAGUGACCCCGUGUUGAGCGUGCUGAUGUGGGGCGUCAAUCACUCGAUUAAUGACCUGAGCCAGGUGCCUGUACCUGUCAUGCUGCUUCCAGACAACUUCAAAGCCAGCACCAAGAUAAAAGUCAACAACCACCUCUUCAACAAAGAGAAUCUUCCUGGACAGUUCAAAUUCAAAGAGUAUUGUCCACAGGUGUUCAGAAACCUGCGAGAGCGCUUUGGCAUUGAGGACCAAGACUACCAGGUGUCUCUGGCCCGCAGUCCCCCACUCAAAGAUGAGGAGGGACAAAGCGUGGGGCUGCUGCUGACGUCAUACGACCACACUUUGGUAGUAAAAGAAAUCUCCAGUGAGGAGGUGGAGGAAAUGCACAACAUCCUCUCUGAGUAUCACCAGCAUAUUGUCACCUGCCACGGCAGUACGCUGCUCCCUCAGUUCUUGGCCAUGUACAGGGUCACGGUGGAGAACGAGGACACCUACCUGUUAGUUAUGAGGAACAUGUUCAGCCACAGACUACAUGUGCACAGGAAGUACGACCUCAAGGGGUCCUUGGUGUCUCGUGAAGCAAGUUUUAAAGAGAAGGUGAAAGAGCUGCCCACUUAUAAGGACGUGGAUUUCAGGAAUAACAUGCAAAAAGUUCAUGUGAGUGACGAGGAGAAGGAGAAGAUCAUGGACAAGCUCUACAGAGACACUGAGUUUCUGGCACGUAUGAGGAUAAUGGACUACAGCCUGCUGCUGGGCAUCCAUGAUGUCGAGCGGGCUGAGAGGGAGGAGGAGGAGGAUGAGGAGAUGGAGUCGUCCUAUGAAGAGGAAGAGGAGGAUGAAAAUGGCCUGGCUCAUGCGCCGGUCUCCACCUCACCUGAGGGAAUCGCUGGCUACAUGAACUCCUUCAAACCCAUGGGUCCCGGGGAGUUCGACCCUUAUGUGGAUGUGUAUGCUAUUCAGAGCGCUGUAGGUGCACCCCAGAGAGAGGUGUAUUUUAUGGGUCUGAUUGACGUGCUGACACAGUAUGACACCAAGAAGAAAGCCGCUCACGCUGCCAAGGCUGUCAAACACGGGGCCGGAGCAGAAAUCUCAACAGUUCAUCCAGAGCAGUACGCUAAACGUUUCAGAGAGUUCGUCAUUAAGAUAUUUGCCUAGUUCGAAGAUCCAGUUCACUCAUCAUUUAACAGGAGAGCAGUUAAACGAGCAUCAAGAAGCGCUGAAAAGUUAGACUUAACUUUUAAAUGAUUUAUGCGCUCUUUGAGUUUUGACCCUCCACAUUAUUCUGCACUGUGACAGGGAGAAAAGUCUUCCUGGCAACUCAUUACUGUUGUUAAUGGGUUUGUUUUGUUUUCACUUAAAGUUUUGGCAGCAUCGCUUUGACUCUGAGCGAGAGCCAGAAAUAUAGGUUUGCAGAAAACAAAUCAUGUGAGGUGAUGUAAGUUAAUACUUCUGACAUAAAUGUCUUCUUCUUCGUGGCCAGUGGAGGGGGGGUGGGGGACAUUAUUGUUCCUCAACACAUUCCUCCUUAAUCUGCUUUGGCUUUCCUUCAGUGGAAGCCUCAUGCAUGGCUGAUUAGGAUAAAUAUUAUUGUUUUGCUUUUAAAUCUUGCUUUGUGACUCCCUCUUUCCCAUCAAUGACAACACUUAGAUUAAGGAAAUAAUUUGUGUUGACUGGGCAAAUCUACAGGGUCUCAGUGAGGAACAACACAAUAUAUAUAUCUCCUUUUCAGCACAGAUAGUUUUACAGUCAAAUGCUGCCAAGUGCAGGUUUUAAAAUCAAUACCACAAACAUAAUGGUGUAAAUGAAGCACCGAAUACUGCCUUAAUACUGUUAGCCUCCAUCUUUAGGCAAGUAAAUCAAAGAGAAAAUUAAAUAAUGUUUAAAGAUCCU
Messenger RNA from Toxotes jaculatrix (banded archerfish), 1993 nucleotides. RefSeq names its product phosphatidylinositol 5-phosphate 4-kinase type-2 gamma-like. The transcript is spliced from 10 exons. The coding region runs from base 20 to 1258 and encodes 412 amino acids. The record is from RefSeq and is a predicted model, not a curated record. Lineage: Eukaryota; Metazoa; Chordata; Actinopteri; Toxotidae. Gene Ontology annotation, biological process: phosphatidylinositol metabolic process. Gene Ontology annotation, molecular function: phosphatidylinositol kinase activity.